Molecule: messenger RNA, 2308 nt
Organism: Sciurus carolinensis (gray squirrel)
Lineage: Eukaryota; Metazoa; Chordata; Mammalia; Rodentia; Sciuridae
Gene: Nutf2
Product: nuclear transport factor 2
Exons: 5
Coding region: 351-734 (127 amino acids)
Biological process (GO): protein import into nucleus
Cellular component (GO): nuclear pore central transport channel
Source: RefSeq, a predicted model, not a curated record
CGGCGGUCCGAAGCCGCGCGGGGCCCGUGCCAUGUGUGGCGCGCGGCUCCGCCUCCCGCCGGUCCUCUGAGGCGGUGGCCUCGGGGAACGCGGAGAGCCAGACAGGCGCCUAUCCUGGCUGUACGGUGCGGUGGCCAGGCCUUUUUCUCUAGUUCGGACCAUCUGGAUGGGGCUCUCCGGGCCCCGCCCCGUCUGGCCUGGCCCGGCCUGCUCGAAUCCCGAAAGCUCUCCAGGCAGGCUAGCAGGCGGACACCAACCCCACGUCCCGCCACCCGCCUGCGAAGAUCCGGGGAUGGGCAGCGCCACCCGGCUCACUCCAGAGCCAGCAUGGGUCUCAGUGACGCUCCAGAAUGGGAGACAAGCCAAUUUGGGAGCAGAUUGGAUCCAGCUUCAUUCAACAUUACUACCAGUUAUUUGAUAAUGACAGAACCCAACUAGGAGCAAUUUAUAUUGACGCAUCAUGCCUUACGUGGGAAGGACAGCAGUUCCAGGGGAAAGCUGCCAUUGUGGAGAAGUUGUCUAGCCUUCCGUUCCAGAAAAUCCAGCACAGCAUCACGGCGCAGGACCAUCAGCCCACGCCAGAUAGCUGCAUCAUCAGCAUGGUUGUGGGCCAGCUAAAGGCUGAUGAAGACCCUAUCAUGGGGUUCCACCAGAUGUUCCUAUUAAAGAACAUCAACGACGCUUGGGUUUGCACCAAUGACAUGUUCAGGCUUGCCCUGCACAACUUCGGCUGACCUCCUCCUGGCCAGGCACUCAUGCUGUUUCCUCCUCCCUCCUCUUCCCAAUACUAUCACACUCCUCCAGAUGCUCCAAAUAUCAUACACAAAUGAGCAGGGCCACAGUGGGAGUGGGCGCAGUGCGCUGCUGCCACCAAGGUUUUGUGCAUGAUGUUUGGACACUAGACUAGAUGCAUCUGACAGGAGAAGUUUGUGUUGUACCAGCGCAUGCCUUGGAAAGACUAAGUAAUGCAAAAGGUUGUCUUUUUUUUUUUUUUUUUUUUUUCUUUUUUUUAAUCUACUGACAAGUUGCUCUAGUAACCCAAAGACGUGAAGGAGAAAGCAGCUGCCUCACCGCCCAGAUAUUGAUUUGUUCAGAUGUUUCAAUGCCUCAUGAUACAAUAAAACCACGAAAAUUUUCUUAACAGUUUAAAUUGUUUUAAUUAGUUUAAUAGUUGAUUAGGCAUCAAUAACUACCCUGUUCCAUUGUCUCUCAUACCUCACCCUCCCACCUCUGCCCUAACUCAGCAAUACCUGCUGCAAGGAGAAUAGGGGCAGAAGCACACUCCUAGCUAGCUUCUCUCAAGUCCUGUGGGCCAGAGUUCUCCACAGCCUAACUGGUCUUAGGAAAGCAAACAGAGAUUGGGGUCUGACCUGAAGCUUCUCUUGUACUGAAGCCUGUGCCAUGAGUUCUGACACUUGUGACCUCUGCCUUAGGUAGGUUCAGGGCUCCAGUAGCAGGAGAGGAUCCUGAAUCCUGUUGCUGAAGAGAUCUUUGCACAGAUAAUCCACCAGGUUCAAGCCUUCGAGGCUGAGGUCUCAAGAAAAAUGACAGGGAACUUUUUGGUCACCAGAAUGGUCAGGAUCACAUCCAGGGUGCUCCAUAUCCCACAAGCCAAGCAAAGGGCAGCCCAGAUCCUGUACCACCUGCUUGGGAUAUCAUUGCCCACAGAACUAGGCCCUACUGGGUUGGAGUAUAGAUUUGGAGCAAUGGAAGAAGUCAGUCUGAGCAUGAGGGAUUCAUAUUCUAUCAGUUCUCAGACCUCUUGAGCAUUUCCUGUCCGCCCCCUGUCAUAAACACUCCACACCUUCAAAUCCUAUGAAGUCAAUUAUUUGGACAGUUUCUGCUCCUCAGUUUUGGGGGCAGAGGUCUUGCCCAGUACAAAUCCAACCGCUCCGCCUGACACCUGCCUAGUGAAUACCUAGUUUAGCAAAGUAGUAACUGCAGACUAGAACCAAACCCAGAAUUUUGGGCUAAUUCGGUCAGAGGUCUUAGGAUUGGAAAGGGCACCCCAGCUCAGGCUGAUCUGUAAAGGCCUAACUUUCCCCUCUCCCCCUCUAUGGGGGAAAGUAGGAUUUUUUCAGACCCCUCAGGUUUCCUGGUUAAACUGGGCACAGGGCUGGAUGUGCUGUUCGGGAAGACAGUAUAUCCAGAUUUCAGUGGGACUGGUCUCCAGCUGCUGUGUAUUUGGGGGAGUUUGGGUGGGGGAGAGGUAGAUGCCUGCUGCCUCUUAAACCACCCUGUAUAAAACCUGCAAUACAGCUUCUUCCAUGUAUCUGUACCUGAAAUGUCUGCAAUAAAAAGAGGUGUU